CUUUCUUCGGUUGCUAUUUAUCCCAAUUCAUCGACCUUCCUUUCCCCGCAUACUGAGGGGAUAUGCCUUAGUACGACAUGUCAAAUUCAUCCUCUGUUAGAAAUCCUCUUCAGCGCGCCCAUGCUCUCUCAGCCCAAGCAUCUAGCCUUUUGGAUUCCGAUCAGCCGUCGGCCCAAGCAAUGAGCCAGGCCCUACAGGCUUACAGAGAAGCAGCCAGUCUAUUUGAAGCUUCUGCUGGUGAUUUGGAUGUCGAUGAGAGCACGAAGGUGACUUUGAAGUUGUUGACAACGCAGCAUCGCAAACUGGCAAGGGACCUCGAGCGGAGGAUUAGUAUUGCUGCCAAAGGGAAAAUGGCCACUCCUGUGAAUACGCGACUUGCUGGAAUGCCCCCAAACCGGAGAUAUUUCUCUGAAGGUUCACCUGCCAGAGGCUAUCUCCCUGAUAACAAACAGGUCGCGGGCGGAAUGACACCUCUGCGGGUUGACUCGACCGCGCAGCACUUAUCACAUACUCAGGAGGUACCACCAUUCGCAUAUAGGCCUCCUCCAAAUCCGUCCGGUUCUCAGCCAAAUUCUGCUUCCAUCUUCUCGCCAUCCGAUGCUCCGUCACCUUUACAAUCCUCUUCGUCAUCUUCUGAAGCGCCUGAGGAGUCUUACGUGCAUUUCGGCGCUCCCCCGGAUAUAACCGACCCAUUCAAUCGCUUUUGGGCCAUGCUGGAUAAUAUGCUGGAAGAUAUAUCUAACCCCAUUGCUUUUGCCAGUGCACCUCUUGAUACACUAGGUCCAACCAUUCCACAACCGAAAAAGUCACAGGAGAAACGCAAUAGCAAGAGUGGUAAAGAAGAAAAGAGAAAGGAAGAGUCACCAUCACCUACUGAUUCCUUUUAUUUGGUUCAUCCAAAGGGCAAGAUGACACCCGAAGGAUCCGAGGAUGGGGAUAAACCUCGCGGUAACCCAGCCCCUUUAGCCAAAACGCCAGAGGAAUUGGCCCUGGAAAAUACAUCUUUACGGCAUUCCCUCGACACCCUUGCUUCACACACUCAAUCUCUAGAACAGACAAACCGCCUUCUCAAAAUCCAGUUAGAAGAGCGGGAUAAGAAGUUUUUGGCAGCCAUGGCAGGUGUAAAGAAGGAAGCUGCUCGGGCCAAACAAGGACAAGAGCUGUGGCGCAGUCAAGUCAUGGCUGGAUCUAUCAUACCGGUUAGAGCGCCGAGGGUGGACGGAAGUCCGAUUAACAGUGUUCCUGGGUUGAAGGAUGGGCCAGGAUCGGAUAGCACGGUCUUGCGCAAGAGGAUCAAAGAAUUGGAGGAGGAAGUGAAGGCCCUGAAGCUCGAAUCAGAGAAGCAGAAAAACCACAUUGAAAAGUACAAAGGAAAGUUCGAAAAGCUGAAAGCAAAUGCGCGAGCCAAGAAGGAAGCUAAAUUAGCUGCAGCUGCCGCUGAAGCCACCGCGCAAGGACAGAAUUCUUCUACCCCGACAUAAAGCUGAACGUCUUAGACAACUGCAGCAUCGUAUGAUUAUCAGCCAUCUCAUCUUGUAAUACGGAAUUGUGUUUUCUCUGGCAUAGAACCAGUGAUGUUGUACUAUCUUUACAGGAA
This is a messenger RNA of Cryptococcus deneoformans JEC21, 1597 nucleotides long. RefSeq names its product expressed protein. The record is from RefSeq and is a predicted model, not a curated record. NCBI's taxonomy places the organism in Eukaryota, Fungi, Basidiomycota, Tremellomycetes, Tremellales, Cryptococcaceae. Bases 78 to 1481 code for a protein of 467 amino acids. The transcript is spliced from 5 exons.